AUGGCAAAUCCGAAAUAUGAAUUAACGAUAACCUGUAAAUCACCGCGAUCGCCACAAUCGGCCGAGAAAAUAAUUAAAGAAACUGGGGAUGUACUUGAAGAUACCCAAAGUAUUAAAAGUAUGAGUUCUAACUUUUUUGAUGAAUUUGAAUAUGGGGAUAAAAACAAUUGCAUUAAUUCGAACAUAAAAAAUGAUAAUUUCGUCACUACAAAAGUAACACCGAAGGAUACCAUUGACCAGAUACUCACUGAUGACCCAGCUCAGACCAUGAACGUAAAUGAGAGUUUUGAUAUGAAUUCGGACAUCCAAGGAAGCUUGUGCUCUCAAUGCAAAUUCACGAAUAGACUUAACAGCUACAUUGAACGCACCGUUAAUACUUCAGUCGGAAUGGAAAAGGAGUUUCAAGAAUAUUUUGCCAUAUCUGAAACUAGCAGUCUCUCACCCAUGAUGAAAGGAGCCAUAGAUGUAUUCGAACCUGCGUAUGAUGGUAAAACCAAAAAUGGAACAAGGUAUAUUUUUCCAAGCAUUUCAAAUUCAUCAAAUCCGAGUAUUGGUUUACAGAAUUCUUCAUUUGCUCCUGAUUUGUUAUUAGAAUCAAAUCGACCAAAAAUCUCUGAGCAGUAUUCAAAUCAAACUGAAAAAACAGCACUGAUACUUGAUCAAUCCCCAACUACAAACUCCGUUGAGAUUUGCUAUAGGAAAUCAAGCAAGGAGCAAUUAAUAUAUUGUAAACGAUUUCUUACCGUACCGAUUUCUGAAACUUGUUUGGUAGAGUUUAUUCCAUCAAAAAAGACUUGUUUUCACAGUCUAAGAAAGUUUAAAUCUGAAGAUAACAUCCCAGCUAAGCUUGCAGGGAGUGAGAGUCAUAACAGAAACAAAUCUUCUGUUCUACCUGACAAAUUUAUGUCAGAUUUGAUUGAACGAUUUGGACCGAUACCCUUCACCAAAGGCAACUGUUCUACGGAGAUUGUAAAAUGCAACGAGAAUGUCAGUAAUGCUGUUCUUCCAAGACAGACAGAAAACAAAUGUUCUGACAAUUGGAAUAAUGAUAAAGUAAAUACAGAAAAUUCAACACAGGUUUGUGUGCUGCGUCAAACUUUCUCUACAAAAUUAGAAGACAUAAAACAAGGAGAGGUGGGUACGGACCUCGGACAAACAUGCAGGUCAAAUAAUAACACAUCGGUUGAAAGCUGUGAUAUUUUUUUAAAACAAUUAACGCCAUCAGAAAAUCUGAAUGUACAAGAUAUUACCACAGAAGACAGCAGUUCUACAUUUAAUCAAAGCACAAUUGAAGAAGUGUAUUUCAUGGCUUCUAAUGAUAACAUUGACUGCUCAAGCACUACUGAAAUAUUCCAAACAUUACCUCAGCACAAAACUGAUGGAAAUGAUUCACUGCAAUGCACACUCAAUGACAAGAUGAUCGGAGAUACACGUUCUACAGAAAAGUUGAUUGAUUUAAAUCUUCAACAACUUACCAACUCAACUAGUCAACCCAUUCAUGACGAAUCAAAGAAGAACAAUAUCACCAUUAACAGAGACUCAGGCAGCAUUGCUGACAUGAUUAAUUUAAGAUCUGAAAAUGAUGAGAUGCAAAGUCCAUCCACUGAUCCUAUACUAAAAUCUGAUCCACAUUUGUCUGUAAUACAGUUGGAGGUCAUCCAGAAAGAAAAGGAAACGACAGGGAAGACCAUCGUUCUUAUUAAUUCUAGCGACGAUCUAGCGAAAAACUCCGAAUCGCUAAGGGAUCAACAGCUCGGAAGUGAAAAAGGUUUGGGAAUUUCAAGUAACUCCUUCUUAGAACUUUCGGUAGAAUCACAGAUGGAUAACAUAGAAGAAAAAGACACACUUAGAAUGAAAGAAAUCAUUCCUAUUCAUACAAAUAAUAGCACCACGAGUUUCAUAACUUCACAGAAUUUAAGUGAGGAAAAUGCAGAGACAACAAACAGGCAGCUAGCUGUUUUAGAUAAAGUUAAUAAUAAUGUUGCUGGAGAAAAAAUAAAUUUAUCAGAUAAUGUGAAUAGAGAAUUUCCGAUUGGGGAAAAAUUUAAGAGGGUUGAGAAGGAAGAUGAGAGGACAUUAGAAAAGGGAAUGCCUUCUAACUCGACCAACAAUAUCUGUACAAAUUUUGGUUUGACAAGAGAUGAUAAUAUUCGGAGUACAAAAAGUCAGACACCCCCAGGCAAUUUUACCUUGGAUAUGCUGUCUGAGUCACAAUUCCAAACGAUCGAAACGGAGGCUUAUGCUAAAGCGGAAGAAAUAAAUGUCCAAUUAAAGAAGAGAGCAACAAUUCAAGGCAGUGUAAACAAACAAAAUAUAUUCUUUAAACCUGAACAGAUAGGUAUUACUACUAUGGACACGAACGAUCUAGUGCUGCCCAAUUGGGUGGUAAAUCGAGCUCCUGAACCAGACUACGACAAGAUGAGACGUGCCUUUCAGAAAAGACGACAGUAUGUGAAAAUACUACUUCAAGAAAUACUCAGGCUUAGUACAAUAGUUUCCAAGGUAGGGACUAUGCUUCGUGCAGAGCCCGCAGAAAACAACUUGAAGCCACAUGUGGACAGUGUUUUCCAGCUUCAAGACUUCGAUUCUAUUCACCGAGUACAUAAUAGAGCAGAUGACCUGUACAAUGAAGCUACUAUUUGUGAGACUCCUAGUGAUACAAAAACCAAUGUUCAAACUUCUAAUGCAGUGAAAGACCUUAAAGGUAAAGACAUAUUUUAUGUACCACCAUCAAAUAUGUCAUUUCCAAAUACCCCUAAAAAUUUUCCUAACAACGUAAAUAAUCUGCCCAAUAGUAUCGAAGUUUCCACUAACACGGUAACACUUAAGAAUAGUGUAUGCACUGAUAUAACAGCAGGUCUUAAAAGUGAAAAAUUUUAUGUACCUCCGACAAAUAAAUCCGAAUAUGAUACCGUUCCAACUAUCAAUCAACAAAUAGAUACAAAGUUGAAGGAUGGCAAAAUUACUGAAGCAUUUGUGCGUCACAAUGCCUCAAUUAUCUUUAGCUCCCUGAAGCAAAUUCCGAAUAAUCAUACAACUUAUAAACCAGAUAUCAGGACUGUAUGGCACUCUGGCCAAGAAAGUGGUGCCAUUCCGGAAAAAUCGUUCAGCAAAACUAAAAUUCCAAAAAACAAUCAAACAGUUCGACAACAAAUCGCUGCAGGAUAUGAAAUGCCACAGUUAAAUUCAAGUGCUUCAGUUUUUACCAAUAAUACAGCAUCCAAAAAUGUUGAAGAUGGAAAAACUAACAUAUGUGACUUGGAUAAUUCAAAACCAGUUAAUAAGAACACAAUUUUCUAUGUACCCGAUGAAUGGUCAUCAGUGUCAGGUAAUCACGUUGAAUUAGACAGUAUAAAAAAUGAUUCAACUCGUUCUUAUAAGUUUCCAAUGCCAUCAACAUCUCAAGCUAGAUCAAAUGAACAUUCAAAACUAUUGGUCAAUGAUGUAUGGGCCAUGAACACACAAAAAGCACAAUUUAAUAGGAAAAAUCUAGAAAAUGUGCAGCCAACUAUUAAAAACAUUUUUUAUUCACCUCAUGAAUCAUCAGUUUCAAAUAAUACAUUAUUUACAAGUAAAUUCGCAGAAUCAGCUGGUACAAAAACAGACUUUCCAAUACCUUCUUCGGCCCAUCUAAGACCAGAUCAAUGCCUUAGAAUAUCUAACAGUAAUGUGGUAGUCUCAGACACAUUGAAGAGAAAAAAUAACAUUCAUAAUGCGACCAAUGCAAAGCGUGCUCGUGAAAACACAAUUUUUUAUUCACCUGAGAAAUUGUCAUUACCAUCAAAAGAUUUAUUCUCAACAAGUGAUUUCCCGGAAAUACACAAUACAACAAAUCCGAGACUUUCUUCAUAUAAUUAUUCGUUGCCUUCAGUCCACGUGAGACCAGGGAGACCAUCAAGACUGUUGAAUAAUUCUGCAGUUUUUUACAAUGGUAAUAAGGAUCAGGUGACAGAUUUCAGAGAACCAUAUCGCCAUUGA
This is a messenger RNA of Diprion similis, 3978 nucleotides long. RefSeq lists its product as uncharacterized. Lineage: Eukaryota; Metazoa; Arthropoda; Insecta; Hymenoptera; Diprionidae. The transcript has 2 exons. The record is from RefSeq and is a predicted model, not a curated record. The coding region runs from base 1 to 3978 and encodes 1325 amino acids.